UGACAAACAUAUUUCGCGCGCUUUUCGUUUCGAUCGCAACAAGAUUGUUGUGAAGUGUGCGUUUCGUAGUUGUAAAUAAUAAUACAAUUAAUUCGGAGAUAAAAUAAAAUUAUAGUAUUAAAAAAUGUCGAGCCCAGCGCGUAUUUCUAAUCCAAGUACACCUUUGGCUGCUCCACCACCAAUUGAUGUGGAGACACCUAUGCGUAUGGGUCGGGCACAUGUUCAGCAUUCUGAUAAUAUAAGUUUACCACCCACUUCUCCUAGAGUAAGUAUAGCCGCAACCAGUCCAGCACGAGGUCUAGGAUGCGGCAUGAGCGAAAUUGAUUUGAGUUCCCCUUUAAAUUAUGGUACUCCCAGUUCAAUGGGCUCCAUACGUACACCACGAUCUGGCAUACGUGGAACACCUUUACGCACUCGUCCUGAUAUACGUACCGACAAGCGCAUGCGUCAGGUAGCAAUUGGAGGUGAUGGGUUGGAACCAAUAACAGAAAGACAUUCAGAGACUGAUCCUAUAUCUGAGGCGUCGACAGGACCACAAAUUGUUGUCUGGGGCACAAAUGUGGUAGUCAGUCAAUGUAAAACAAAAUUUCAAGCUUUUCUAAUGCGUUACAUAGAUCCAACAGCUGAGCAAGAUGAAAUAUCUGAAAAUAUUGAUGUAAAUCAACCAUUGUAUAUGCAAAAGCUUGAGGAAAUACAUACACUGGAAGAACCGUAUCUUAAUCUUAAUUGUGCUCACCUUAAAACAUAUGAUGCAGCUUUGUAUCAUCAAUUAAUAUGUUAUCCUCAAGAAGUAAUCCCAACUUUCGAUAUGGCAGUAAAUGAAAUGUUUUUCGAAAAGUAUCCAGCUGCUAUUUUGGAACAUCAGAUUCAAGUGCGUCCAUUUAAUGCUGAUAAAACACGUAAUAUGCGCUCACUUAAUCCUGAAGAUAUGGAUCAAUUAAUAAGUAUUAGUGGCAUGGUAAUAAGAACUUCAAAUGUUAUACCGGAAAUGCGUGAAGCAUUCUUUAAGUGCAUUAUAUGCGAUUUUAUAUCUACGGUAGAUGUUGAACGGGGUCGCAUUGCCCAACCAACUCUUUGUACAAAUUGUAACACUAAUCACUGUUUUCGACUUGUGCACAAUCGCUCGGAAUUCACUGAUAAGCAACUUGUAAAAUUGCAAGAAUCUCCAGAUGAUAUGGCUGCUGGACAAACUCCACACAAUGUGCUACUGUAUGCUCAUAAUGAUUUAGUCGACAAAGUUCAACCUGGUGAUCGUGUAACUGUUACUGGAAUUUAUCGUGCUGUUCCAAUGAAAGGAAAAGGCAACAAUGUUAAGAGCGUGUAUAAAACUCAUAUUGAUGUAGUACAUUUUCGUAAAGUUGACAACAAACGCCUUUAUGAAGAGGAAGAAGGAAAAGAUCAUAUAUUUCCGCCAGAACGUAUUGGAUUAUUGCACAUGCUUUCACAAAAACCUGAUGUAUAUGAUCGUUUAGCUAAAGCGAUAGCUCCUUCUAUUUAUGAAAAUGACGAUAUUAAAAAAGGCAUUUUACUACAACUAUUUGGAGGUACCAAAAAGAAGCAUACCACUAUGGGAAGACAAAAUUUCAGAUCUGAAAUUCAUUUACUCUUAUGUGGUGAUCCCGGUACUUCUAAGUCUCAAAUGCUACAAUAUGUUUACAAUCUGGUUCCACGUUCACAAUACACUUCAGGUAGAGGUUCUUCUGCUGUAGGUUUGACAGCUUAUGUUACCAAAGAUCCAGAAACUCGUCAGUUGGUUUUACAAACUGGUGCUUUGGUACUGGCUGAUAACGGCGUCUGUUGUAUUGAUGAGUUCGAUAAAAUGAAUGAUGCUACACGUAGUGUUUUGCAUGAAGUAAUGGAACAGCAAACAUUAAGUAUAGCUAAGGCUGGUAUCAUUUGUCAGCUUAAUGCACGUACUUCCAUACUGGCUGCUGCAAAUCCAGCUGAAUCCCAAUGGAAUACAAAGAAAAAUAUAAUUGAUAAUGUGCAUCUGCCUCAUACGUUGCUUUCACGUUUUGAUCUUAUAUUUUUGGUUCUUGAUCCACAAGAUGAAAUAUUUGAUCGUCGUUUGGCAAAUCAUUUGGUUUCAUUAUAUUAUGUUUCUAGACAAGAGGAAGAAGACACUAUGUUUGAUAUGAGUGUUCUUCGUGAUUAUAUAGCCUACGCCCGUGAACAUAUUUCUCCCACGUUAACUGAAGAAGCACAGCAACGUCUUAUACAGGCAUACGUUGAUAUGCGAAAAGUUGGUGCACGAAGAGGUCAGAUUUCAGCUUACCCACGUCAAUUGGAAAGUUUAAUUCGUCUUUCCGAAGCGCAUGCUAAAGUUCGUCUUAGUAAUGAAGUCACAGUAACAGAUGUUGAAGAGGCUUGGAGACUACAUCGUGAAGCUUUGAAACAAUCAGCAACAGAUCCUCUAUCCGGUAAAAUUGAUGUUGGUAUCUUAACAACUGGUUUAUCGACAGCUGCACGAAAGAAACGCGCUGAGUUAGUGGAAGCCAUAAAGGAAAAUUUGAAAAAGAAAGGAAAAAUUCCUACUGUCCCUUAUCAAAAACUGUUUAAAGAGAUCAAGGAAGCCUCACAGAUUCUCAUAACUCGUGAACAAUUUGAAGAUGCUUUGAAGGAAAUUCAAGAUGAAGGCACGAUUGUUGUUGUGCCACCGUUUUGGCACGAGCGACCGGAGAUUUGGUUUGCUCAGAUCGAGGCGCAAUUCGCAGUAGCUGCCAUUACGAGUGACAUCACACAGUUCAACACGGUUGUAGCAGCGAUUGAGUCAAGUGUUAUCGCCGAUGUAAGUGAUGCAGUGCUUCAUCCUCCUGAAACUGGAAGAUACGCUAAUUUAAAGGCUUGCAUCAUAGAGCGGUACAGUGAGAGCGAGCAGCGGAAGAUUCAACGGUUGUUGUCAGAAGUUGAACUUGGUGAUAGACGCCCAACACAGUUGCUAACGGAGUUGACAGCGUUAGCUAAAGACAAGGUGAGCGAUGAGUUCCUUAAGUCUCUUUGGCUGAAGCGUUUGCCACCACAAGUGCGCGCUAUUCUGCAGGCAUCGAACGUGGCACUAGCAGAACUGGCGAAAUUAGCAGAUCGUAUUUGCGAGGCGGGUGAUUUUCAACAGAUAGCUGUAGCGUCAGCCUCUGAUUGUCCAGCCUAUUCUGAGAAUGCUGUGAUUUUACGAAGACUUGAGCAAAUCGAACAGCGUCUGAGUCGUUUGGAUUUACGUCGUAGUGAGUCGGUGCAAAGUCGAUCGUCAUCGAGGAGACGUAGGCGAACUCGUUCCCGACCAGGAAGUCAUCCAGAUUGGUGCUGGUAUCACGAAAGGUUCGGUGAUAGAGCUAAUGCUUGUCGGCAGCCCUGUAGUUUUGUGGCAAGCUCUCAUCAGUCAAAAAACUAG
Messenger RNA from Teleopsis dalmanni, 3388 nucleotides. Its product is annotated as DNA replication licensing factor MCM4-like. Gene Ontology annotation, biological process: DNA replication; double-strand break repair via break-induced replication; DNA strand elongation involved in DNA replication. Gene Ontology annotation, cellular component: nucleus; MCM complex. The transcript is spliced from 10 exons. NCBI's taxonomy places the organism in Eukaryota, Metazoa, Arthropoda, Insecta, Diptera, Diopsidae. Gene Ontology annotation, molecular function: single-stranded DNA helicase activity; ATP hydrolysis activity; single-stranded DNA binding. The record is from RefSeq and is a predicted model, not a curated record. The coding region runs from base 125 to 3388 and encodes 1087 amino acids.